AUGCUGAAGAGUGGGAUCCAGCAGGCGCUCCGCGCUUCCAUGCGCAGGCCGGCCAUUCGCCGCAGCGCAUUUUCGCCCAUGAAGAAGAGCUUCGCCCCCGCGCUCUCCACCCGAUUCGCCAGCACCGAUGCUACAAAGGAUGGCAAGAUCCAUCAAGUUAUAGGAGCCAUCGUGGACGUCAAGUUCGACACCGAGCAGCUCCCUGCUAUUCUCAACGCCGUCACAACCCAGAACGGUGACCAGAAGCUCAUCCUCGAAGUCGCUCAACAUUUGGGUGAGAACGUCGUACGAUGCAUUGCCAUGGACGGUACCGAGGGUCUCGUCCGAGGUUCCAAGGCCACCGACACCGGUGCCCCCAUCAAGAUCCCCGUCGGUCACGGUACCCUUGGUCGUAUCAUGAACGUCACUGGUGACCCCAUUGACGAGCGUGGUCCCAUCAAGGCCACCAAGUACGCCCCCAUCCACGCCGACCCCCCGGAGUUCACCGAGCAGUCCACCUCCGCUGAGGUCCUCGUCACCGGUAUCAAGGUUGUCGACCUGUUGGCUCCUUACGCUCGUGGUGGAAAGAUUGGUCUCUUCGGAGGUGCCGGUGUCGGAAAGACUGUGUUCAUUCAGGAGUUGAUCAACAACAUCGCCAAGGCCCACGGUGGUUUCUCCGUCUUCACUGGUGUCGGUGAGCGUACCCGUGAGGGUAACGAUCUGUACCACGAGAUGCAGGAGACUUCCGUCAUUCAGCUUGACGGUGACUCCAAGGUCGCCCUUGUCUUCGGUCAGAUGAACGAGCCCCCGGGUGCCCGUGCCCGUGUCGCCCUUACUGGUCUUACCCUAACAACCCCCUCGUAUUUCCGCGACGAAGAGGGUCAGGAUGUGUUGCUCUUUAUCGACAAUAUCUUCAGGUUUACCCAAGCCGGUUCCGAGGUGUCUGCUCUUCUCGGUCGUAUCCCCUCUGCCGUCGGUUACCAGCCCACCCUCGCCAUCGACAUGGGUGUCAUGCAGGAGCGUAUUACCACCACCACCAAGGGAUCCAUUACCUCCGUCCAGGCCGUCUACGUGCCCGCUGACGAUUUGACUGACCCUGCUCCCGCCACCACCUUCGCCCAUUUGGACGCCACCACUGUCUUGUCCCGUGGUAUCUCCGAGUUGGGUAUCUACCCCGCCGUCGACCCUCUUGACUCCAAGUCCCGUAUGUUGGACCCCCGUGUCAUCGGUCAGGACCACUACGACACCGCCACCCGCGUUCAGCAGAUUCUCCAGGAGUACAAGUCCCUCCAGGAUAUCAUUGCCAUUCUCGGUAUGGACGAGUUGUCGGAAGCCGACAAGCUUACCGUCGAGCGUGCCCGUAAGAUCCAGCGUUUCCUGAGCCAGCCUUUCGCUGUCGCCCAGGUCUUCACUGGUAUUGAGGGCAAGCUUGUCGACCUCAAGGACACCAUCCGCUCAUUCAAGGCUAUCUUGACUGGUGAGGGUGACGACCUUCCCGAGGGUGCUUUCUACAUGGUCGGUGACUUCGAGUCAGCCCGCGCCAAGGGAGAGAAGAUUCUUGCCGAGCUCGAGAAGUCAUAG
Messenger RNA from Alternaria viburni, 1560 nucleotides. It is a transcript of the gene ATP2, whose product is annotated as atp2, beta subunit of the F1 sector of mitochondrial F1F0 ATP synthase. The record is from RefSeq and is a predicted model, not a curated record. Gene Ontology annotation, biological process: proton transmembrane transport; proton motive force-driven mitochondrial ATP synthesis. Bases 1 to 1560 code for a protein of 519 amino acids. The transcript has 10 exons. Gene Ontology annotation, molecular function: ATP binding; proton-transporting ATP synthase activity, rotational mechanism; ATP hydrolysis activity. NCBI's taxonomy places the organism in Eukaryota, Fungi, Ascomycota, Dothideomycetes, Pleosporales, Pleosporaceae.